Molecule: messenger RNA, 336 nt
Organism: Phyllotreta striolata
Lineage: Eukaryota; Metazoa; Arthropoda; Insecta; Coleoptera; Chrysomelidae
Source: the annotation of a GenBank genome assembly
AUGGAAGUUACUACUAGUGGUGUGAUGGAUUUAAUGAAAGAAAUUUCCACCGGACCUUCCAUCGCACAAGAUACAGAAGACUCUGAAUCUAAACAACUUACCACAGUGAUCGUAUUUGUGAUAUCAGCCAUAUUAGCAAUAGCUUUGUUAUUUGUUAUAGCAGUAUUUAUCGAUUGUAGACAGGAGAAACUUCAAAAGUUAAAUUCCAAAGUUAAGCCAAAGAGGAAACUAAAACUGAAACUUCCUUUGCCGAUCGUGGGUCGGGCGCUUAGAGAAGAUCAAAAUUCCAUUUUGGAUAAAAUGCACGUGGGCGAAUGUUCGGGUUCUCUCGCUUGA